Molecule: messenger RNA, 1164 nt
Organism: Abrus precatorius (Indian licorice)
Lineage: Eukaryota; Viridiplantae; Streptophyta; Magnoliopsida; Fabales; Fabaceae
Product: hydroxyacylglutathione hydrolase cytoplasmic-like
Exons: 7
Coding region: 61-837 (258 amino acids)
Molecular function (GO): hydroxyacylglutathione hydrolase activity
Source: RefSeq, a predicted model, not a curated record
CUAAUAUAAAGUAACCGCAUGCGUUCACACUUCACACUGCAACUCGUAACUUAACAAACUAUGAAAAUAUUGCACGUUCCUUCCCUGCAAGACACUUAUUCCUACAUAAUCGCUGAUGAGAGCACCAAAGAAGGUGCAGUAGUGGACCCUGUAGAGCCUGAGAAGGUUCUUGAAGUCGCCAAUUCUCAUGGGAUCAAUCUCAAGCUCGUUCUCACCACACACCAUCACCGGGAUCAUGCUGGUGGAAAUGAAAAGAUGAAGCAAUUGGUCCCUGGAAUCAAGGUGUAUGGUGGUUUGGUUGAUAACGUCAAGGGUUGCACUGAUAAGGUUGAAAAUGGGGAUAAGGUGUCCCUUGGGGCUGAUCUUAAUAUAUUGGCUCUUCACACACCUUGCCACACCAAAGGUCACAUAUGCUAUUAUGUUACUGGCAAAAAGGAUGAGCAACCAGCUGUUUUUACUGGAGAUACACUGUUUAUUGCUGGUUGUGGGAAAUUUUUUGAAGGAACUGCUGAACAGAUGUAUCAGUCACUCUGUGUUACAUUAGGUUCAUUACCAAAGCCAACCCGAGUUUACUGUGACCAUGAGUACACAGUGGAGAACUUGCAAUUUGCUCUGACAAUUGAGCCAGACAAUUUGAGGAUACAACAGAAAUUAACAUGGGCUCAGAACCAGAAGCAAGCUGGCCAACCUACAAUUCCCUCGACCAUUGAGGAAGAGAUGGAAACCAACCCAUUUAUGAGGGUUGAUCUACCUGCGCUCCAGGAGAAGGUAGGUUGCAAGUCUCCAGUUGAAGCUUUAAGAGAGUUACGGAAGCUGAAAGACAACUGGAAGGGCUAAUGGAAAUACUGCACAUGAUGGUGUGUUUAUAUAUACAGCUUGUAAUAGGUUUGUGUUGAUGAAACUGAAAAGGAGAUAUAAGACACUUGUCAUGUUAGAGACGUGGAUUGUGAUUUGCACGUACUAUCAUUUAGACAGACACAUAUGUUACGUUAUGUUGGUUAGUCUAAAUACUAAGAUGUUCCAUUUCAUUCAUGUCAUAUACUUGUGAACUUGAAAUACAUUCUUUCCUCCUUUCUCUGUUUGCUGCCAAGUAACUUCCACCCUCUAAAUUUAAUAAAAACGUGAGUGUCAAUGUGCCAUUGAAAAUAAUGGCCUGAUUUAUUU